AUGAUUGAAGACUUGCAUUGUGCCAUUGCUCGCGUGCGAAUUGCUUCACUACAGUCAGAGGUCAUUAGUAAAUCGGCCAGUCGCGAGGUCGUACGUCGAAGAAGCAACAAAGUGAAACCCGUCUUCAUCGCCAAGGGUCGACUACCACUUUUCACGAAGCAAAGAACCGUCCGCGUAUUAUCUUGA
Colletotrichum gloeosporioides is the source of this 186-nucleotide messenger RNA. RefSeq lists its product as uncharacterized. The coding region runs from base 1 to 186 and encodes 61 amino acids. The record is from RefSeq and is a predicted model, not a curated record. Lineage: Eukaryota; Fungi; Ascomycota; Sordariomycetes; Glomerellales; Glomerellaceae. The transcript is spliced from 2 exons.